Messenger RNA from Schizophyllum commune H4-8, 2123 nucleotides. Its product is annotated as phosphatases II. Lineage: Eukaryota; Fungi; Basidiomycota; Agaricomycetes; Agaricales; Schizophyllaceae. The record is from RefSeq and is a predicted model, not a curated record. Gene Ontology annotation, biological process: dephosphorylation. The coding region runs from base 80 to 1672 and encodes 530 amino acids. Gene Ontology annotation, cellular component: nucleus. The transcript is spliced from 6 exons. Gene Ontology annotation, molecular function: phosphatase activity.
CGUCUUCCCCUCGCCAGCAGCUCUCCGCCCUUCGUCAUUCCUUCCGACACCCGGCUCCCCGCUCCCUCCGUCUGGCUAGAUGUGCACUGCAAUUGUAGAAGCGCCUGCGUCAUGGUCUGCCCCGCAUGAAUUUGCAGAUUCGCCGCGUCCGUUCACGCCCUUGCCGUCCUUCACUCGCAAUGAGCGCUUAGCCUCACAGCUGGCGAGGCUCGCAUCCCAGCACCAUACCAGCGAGUAUAGUCGCGUCAAGUUCGGUCCUCAAGGCUGCCCCUUCACAUACGUCCCCCUCUCCGUGCAAACCCCCGAAUUUUAUGGCGAGCUGCAGGCACGGCAGGCCGACGUACUGGGCGCCACCGAGAGUUGGCACAAGUGCGACCUCGCCUCGGCGGACUCUCCUUUGCUCGGCCCCUGCGGUCGCCCACUAUCAGACCACUCCGGCCUCGAGAACAAGCUUAUGGCCGCUAUCAGCGAACCUUUGGAACCCAUGGAGCCACCCCAGGUCGCGCCUACCGAACCCCCACAAGCACAUCACAUCAAGACGUCUUCCACGCACCCCAUCAACAUCUCCACCAUCAUCCCCCCAGAUCUCCUCGCCCUCGUCUCCUCCCAUCUUGUCCUCUCCGCGCGCCAUGUGCCAACCGUCUUCGAGCUGCCCGCCAAGUUCCAGAUCGACCGACUGGUGGAGCGGUACCUGCCUCCGGGGAUGCAGCUCGUGAAUGUGCAGCCCCCGCCGUAUCCGCCGCCGGAGAGCCCACCACACAUGCUGAGGACGCGCUCUGGGAUGUCCGCGGCGCUCCAGGCCGCUAUCACAGAAGAGAUAUCGCCCGUGCCGCCAAUGCCUGCUGUGCCUGGCGCGGAGGGGGCGGAGUCUCCACGACCGCCUCGCUUGCUCGCCAAGCCCUCGAAUGUGUCGCACAUAUCGCUGUCGAUAGCGCCGCCGUUGGCAGAAAAGGACUUUGAUGAAGACGCGUCGGACGAGAAGAGCCCAUUAUCACCAUCGACUCCGACGUUCAUGCUGGGGAAUUUGUUCAUGUCGUCUUGUCCGGGGAAGAAGGUCCGCUUGCAAGGUCCUGUAAGGGGACGGAGCGGCGUCUGCAGAGACCUAAGAACAGACUUGCGGAGGAUGAGGGAUCUCGGCGUCGGGUGCAUAAUAUGCUGCCUCGACGACGGGGAACUGGCAUUACUAGGCGCGCCGUGGGACCUUUACUCCGAUGCCGCACGCUCAGCCGGUAUUGACGUCCUCCGCAUACCGACGCCAGAGGGCCUCGCGCCUCUGUCGCCAGAGGCGCUGGACGAGAGGCUUAGCGAUGUCCUGAGGGACUAUACGUUGCGCGGUGUGCCGGUGCUGGUACAUUGUCGCGGGGGCGUUGGGCGCGCGGGCGUCGUGGCGGCGUGCUGGGCGAUCAAGCUCGGGCUUUGCGGCUGGUUGGACGAGGGCGCUGGCGAUAGCGUACCUCGUUCGGGGGAUAACAUGAUUCGUCCCGCAGACGAGGUUGACUCGUCGGUAGUCGUCCUGGUCGAGCGCGCGAUCUUCUUGUUGCGCAGGAGAAGGAGCAUCAAGGCGAUUGAGACGUACGAGCAGGUGCGGUUCUUGGUCGAGUAUGUGGAGUACUUGCGCGGGACGCGCAGGUCGGAUUCGAUGGAUUCGGACAUGACGUUGGCGUCGUUGUAGUGACCUCCGUGGCGCUAUAGUGGCCACAGGUCUGUCGUCCCUCCUCGUCAUACCUUCCCUCCUCGCCAUACCUUCCAACCACGCAUACUAUGCCUCUUCACUCUUCUGUCCUUCGCAUUGCUUUAGACUGCAUAUCAUCUGCAUUUGCACGGACUGGUACAUAACGUAGAUUUCUUCUUGGGUGGAUUUGGGGGUACGUUGGUUGACUAUGUCGGAAUUUGGCCGAAUCGGUGACCACGGGCGAGCACCAGUGAUCAAAGGUGGUCACCGCGUCACCAUCCCGGACGAGUGAUCAGCUCUACUUGGUGGUGAAUGCCGGUGGUCACCGUGAUCACUAGUGAACCCAGUGACGGCGAGUGAUCACGGUGAUGCUCUGUGUUUCCCGGUGGUCACUAUUCGGCGCCGCGGAAUUAAAAAAAAAAUUCAUUAUCAAUACUCGACUACGGUACAU